AUGAGUAAAGUUGGAGCCCAAUGCAUCAAGCGGCCAGCCGGGCCACGGAAAAAGGACUCCCCAUUGGGUGGCGGGGCCUGGCCGAAAGCCGCUGAGAGGCCGCCUGUGUCGGAAUUCGAAUCCCCAAAGUUGAAUAUAGCCGGGAAAUCACAAGGGGCCUUAUUAUUAUUAGCAUAUUGUGCUAAUGAGCUGAAUGAAAUUAGUGAUAGCAGAAUAGUGGGUAGUAGUAGCUUUGGGGAAGGAAGAGGGUCCAUUAUCAGAGUGAAAAUGGAAGAUGUAGAAAUGGUAGAUAUAAGGGGACGAAAGGGAAAGAAGUGA
Striga asiatica is the source of this 318-nucleotide messenger RNA. Lineage: Eukaryota; Viridiplantae; Streptophyta; Magnoliopsida; Lamiales; Orobanchaceae. The record is from the annotation of a GenBank genome assembly.